AUGUUCUCCGGCUACAUUUUAGCGUUCGCAAACUUCCUUGCUCUCGUAACAUCAGCGCCCACACCGUCUACAUCAUCACCAGGUCUGGCGACUGUGGACCUGCGCAUUGUCGGUCCACAAAGCGCACAUUAUACCACCGACACCCAGUCGCCGACAAGCGACCAAAAUCGACAUCUUACCAUCAUCGUCGGCCAAACACUAUCGCUCGACCACGACCCUAUACCCAUCCAAGGGCUGCAGGUUGCAGCAAUCAAGGCUGGCGAUUCGUUGUCGCUGCUACCCACGACCGUCGAGACAGAUGACUGGAGAGUGACAUGUUUGGCGCGCAUCUAUGGGAGGGAGGAUCUUUUCGAGUUCGAUAUUAAAGAUAAAGGCGUGUUGCUGGCAGGAGGCAGAUUGGCGAAAGUCACUCGGUUGAGCUGCGCCGUGGUCGAGGAGGCAACACGGUGA
This is a messenger RNA of Didymella exigua CBS 183.55, 450 nucleotides long. RefSeq lists its product as uncharacterized. The transcript has a single exon. The coding region runs from base 1 to 450 and encodes 149 amino acids. The record is from RefSeq and is a predicted model, not a curated record. Lineage: Eukaryota; Fungi; Ascomycota; Dothideomycetes; Pleosporales; Didymellaceae.